AUGGAGUUCCCAUUUUUUCAUGGAAAGAUAACAAGAAGAACUGGUGAAGAACUUCUGACAAAGAACGGAAAGAAUGGUAGCUAUUUAAUACGAGAAAGUGAAAGCGUAGAAGGAGCCUUGUGUCUCUGCGUUUUCUUUGAAGAAUUCAUCUACACUUAUCGUAUCUUCAGGGAACAAGAAGGAUAUUUUAGAAUACAGACUACUGAAGGUACUCCAGACAUGAUCUUCAGAACCCUAAAGGACCUGAUAUACAAUUAUGAAAAGCCAAAUCAAGGACUAAUAACAAACCUCCGUUACCCAGUAAAGAAACCAAAGGCCUCACAAAGAAGACAGAGGUUCAAGUCAGGAAACGAUGACACUUAUGAUGAAAUUGAUGACAGCGAUUAUAUCGUUGUCUUACCCUGA
Colius striatus (speckled mousebird) is the source of this 405-nucleotide messenger RNA. RefSeq names its product SH2 domain containing 1B (gene SH2D1B). NCBI's taxonomy places the organism in Eukaryota, Metazoa, Chordata, Aves, Coliiformes, Coliidae. The transcript is spliced from 4 exons. The coding region runs from base 1 to 405 and encodes 134 amino acids. The record is from RefSeq and is a predicted model, not a curated record.